Molecule: messenger RNA, 1539 nt
Organism: Micromonas pusilla CCMP1545
Lineage: Eukaryota; Viridiplantae; Chlorophyta; Mamiellophyceae; Mamiellales; Mamiellaceae
Product: major facilitator superfamily
Exons: 1
Coding region: 1-1539 (512 amino acids)
Biological process (GO): transmembrane transport
Molecular function (GO): transmembrane transporter activity
Source: RefSeq, a predicted model, not a curated record
AUGUCGCGACGCGAGCGCGACCGAGAAGAGCGACGACCCCUGGACCCGUGGAACGACUCGGACUCCGAGCGCUCGGACGACCGCGCGCGUCUCGUCAGCAUCUCCCGCGACGACGACGACGACGACGAGACGCGACCGACGUCCCGCGACGACGACGACGAGACGCGACCGACGUCGUCGUGGGAGAUCUUAUCGAAACACCGCGGCGUCAUGGGCGUGUUCUGCUUCGCGUCCGUCGUGAGCACCGCGUCGACGUCCGUGCCGUUCCCGUUCCUCGGGAACGACUUCCGACGCGCGGGGCUGCCGCCGUUCCUCGUCGGCGUCGUCUUCUCCGCGCUCCCCGCGGGCGUCCUCGUCGCGUCGCCGUUCGCGCAGCGGCUCUCGUGGCGCUUCGGCGCGAAGCGAUGCGUCGUGUGCGGCCUCCUCGCGCAGGCCGCCGCGGUCGCGCUGUGCGUCUUGGGAGGCGAGUCCGGGUACGUCGUAUGGGGGGUCAUGCGUCUCCUUCAGGGAAUGGCCAUCGCGCUGGAGAGCGUCACGAUGCUGUGCGUCGUCACGAGAGCCGUCCCGGACGCGGUGUCGAUAGCCGCCGGGUUGCAGGAAGUCAGCGCCGGGUUCGGGACGCUGAUAGGGCCCAUCAUCGGCGGGUACCUGUACGACGCGGGCGGGUCGUCCCCAACCUUGCCUCUGCUCGUCAACGCCGCGCUCGUCCUCCUCGCCGCGCCGGUCGUGUCCAGGGCGUUGGAGACGGUGCGAAACGUCGACGCGGAGGCGCCGAGGGAGGACGAGGAGAAGCCGAAGUUUAGACGCUUACUCGCGAACCCGACGUUCGUCGCAAUCGCGACCGCGGCGCUGGUGAUAUCCACGUCCUUCGGCGGGAUUCCCACGACGUUGCCGUUGCAUCUGCGCAAGACGCUGAACCUAUCCGCGUCGAACAUCGGCGUCGUGUACGCCAUCUUAGCGGGUCUGUACGCGGUCAUAACCCCGAUCGUGGGGAUGAUAUCGCACGACAGUCUCGUCGGCGACGUCGCGCUCGCCGUCGUCGGGAUGGGGUGCAUGUCUAUCGCGCACCUCUUGUUCGGUCCGAGCGCGUUGCUUCGCGAAUCGUCCGAGGUGAGCGACGUCGCGCGUUGGAAUCUCAACGUGCUCGCUGCGUCGUGCGUGUACGGCCUCGGAUCCGCGCUCGCGUUCGUGCCGCUGCUGCCGCUGCUCCAGGCCGCGGUGAAGCGCGAGGGUCCGAUGUACGUGGACAUGGUGAACGGCGUCUUCGUGUCGCUGUACUUCUCCGGGGAGCUUCUCGGGCAGCUCUUCGGCGCGAGUCUCGCGUCUGCGUUGGGGUACCCGGGAGCGGGGACGCUCUGGGCGCUCGCGCUGCUCGUCGUCGCCGGGAUUUUGAUCGUCGUCGAGGGCGCGCACGCGGCGCUGAGCGGGUGGUGGCACAGAAGAGAGGAACGCGCGGAGGACGAGGACGAGGAGGCGGGACUGGACGGGUUAGAAGAGGCGCUGUUGCUCGACGACAGCGACAGCGACGGAAUGGAGUAG